Molecule: messenger RNA, 1021 nt
Organism: Fomitiporia mediterranea MF3/22
Lineage: Eukaryota; Fungi; Basidiomycota; Agaricomycetes; Hymenochaetales; Hymenochaetaceae
Exons: 3
Coding region: 54-851 (265 amino acids)
Source: RefSeq, a predicted model, not a curated record
CACAUUACACCAAUUACUCUUGUACAAUAACAAACGUCGUGUAACGUCGCGUAAUGUUUGGGAUUAUCGUGCACCUCCAAAGACGAGGCGGUUCGACUAUAUCUACAGACCCAAAUGAUCCAUCAUCGUAUCCUACAACACCGCCAGCAAGCACGCAGACACACUUCAGGAGUGUACCGGAGAUAGGAGGGUCGGAAGGAGGAUUUAUUGGUCUCGUCAUUGGCCUAGCCAUUAUAUUUGUAGGCUCAUGCAUUGGGGUGUUCUUCCUCUUGCGUAAUUGGAAGCACGGCGGACGUACGGUACCUGGCAAAAGUGGUGAAAUUGGGAAGGAGCCGCCACCUUCAUCUGGCUUCCCAAGGCGGCGGGGAACGCUUUUCGGCUUCAGGAGUAAGAAUCCAAAGCAAGCAGGCUGGGUACGUGCUCCUGGUGAGGACGAGGAUGAUUGGGACGCGAAUGAUACGCUGGGAACGGGACCGUACGACCCUGCUCCAGGACAUGGCACGAAUUACGAAUCAGAGCCCGUGAAGCUUGACAGGAGUAUGCAUGGAGGAAACAACGGACUGCGUGGUGAGGUUACGGUGCCUAACCUGGGGUAUUCACAUGAACGGCAAAGAGAUGGGUCGGAGAUUGACCUUCACGCUCCAAAUCGUCAGCCCGAAGAUGACCCGUUCUAUCCUCCUCCUCGAUCGACUUCUCCUAACACAAUGGUAGACGACUCCUUAUCUCACUAUCCGGCAUAUAUCGACCACUUGAACAUGAGAAACGACUCACAACCCAGACAUAUGUCUGUCGACUCGGCAGAAACCGUAUUCACCUUUCCCGGCGGGACAAAGUUCAAGGAAGAUCUUUGAUUGCCUUUGAUCGCUAACGGACUGACAUUUUGACCUCGCUUCCUUUGUCCCCUCUGAUGCCCGCGACGAUUGUAUUUAUUUUUCUGCCUACUUGCAUGUAUAGUACAUGUAUUUCGGAUUGAUGUCUGUGUACUCUGUCAUUUCCGUUGGUUGAACUAGGACUGUACUAC